UAAAUCUGGCGAUUUUGUAGGGAAGGGAGGGUUGCAAGUGGAUGAGGAAGCAGUGUAGGAGAGCCGCCCUCUCUUCCCACCUCCAAUUGCUCAUCUCAUCCAUACAACCCCCCAUCUCUCCCUCCCUCAACUGCUCAAUUAUUCUCCGUUGUAUUGUUUGUCUGCAUGCACAGAAACCUUGAGGACUCGCCGCCUCAUCUCUUAUAUUGCAUCCAUCCCCUUCCCCACCACAACCCCUAGUUCCAUCCUUCCUUCCUUCCCCUCAGCCUUGAGGGGACAGUCAGCCACAGCCUCCUCAUACAAGGUGGUGAUUUGCACAGACAAAUGGAGAUCACCAAUGUCACAGAGUACCAGGCCAUCGCCAAGCAGAAGCUUCCCAAGAUGAUCUACGACUACUACGCCUCCGGCGCCGAGGACGAGUGGACGCUCCAGGAGAACAGAGAGGCCUUUGCCAGGAUCCUGUUCCGCCCGCGCAUUCUCAUCGAUGUAUCCAAAAUCGACAUGACAACAACUAUCCUGGGGUUCAAGCUCUCAAUGCCCAUCAUGAUUUCCCCCACUGCCAUGCAGAAGAUGGCUCACCCAGAUGGAGAGUAUGCAACUGCCCGCGCAGCAUCAGCAGCAGGCACUAUAAUGACAUUGUCGUCCUGGGCUACUUCGAGUGUUGAGGAGGUUGCCUCAACCGGACCAGGGAUCCGUUUCUUCCAACUCUAUGUGUACAAGGACAGGAAGGUGGUCGAGCAGCUUGUGAGGAGAGCGGAAAAGGCUGGAUUCAAGGCGAUAGCGCUCACCGUGGACACCCCGCGACUUGGCCGCAGGGAAGCUGAUAUCAAGAACAGAUUUGUUUUGCCACCAAAUUUGACACUCAAGAACUUUGAAGGUUUGGACCUCGGGAAAAUGGACCAGGCUAACGAUUCAGGACUAGCUUCAUAUGUCGCCGGUCAGAUCGACCGCACACUGAGCUGGAAGGAUGUGAAGUGGCUGCAGUCCAUCACCACGAUGCCGAUCCUGGUGAAAGGAGUGAUCACCGCAGAGGACAGCAGGCUCGCCGUGGAGAACGGCGCGGCCGGAAUCAUCGUGUCCAACCACGGCGCCCGGCAGCUGGACUACGUCCCGGCGACCAUCAGCGCCCUGGAAGAGGUCGUGAAGGGUGCUGGCGGGCAGAUCCCCGUCUUCCUGGACGGCGGUGUGCGCCGCGGCACCGACGUCUUCAAGGCGCUCGCUCUCGGCGCCGCCGGCGUCUUCAUCGGAAGGCCGGUGGUGUUCUCGCUGGCGGUGGCCGGGGAGGCCGGGGUGAGCAACGUGCUCAAGAUGCUGCGCGACGAGUUCGAGCUGACCAUGGCGCUCAGCGGCUGCAACUCGCUGGCCGACAUCACCCGCAACCACGUCGUCACCGAGGCCGACAAAUUCGGCGUCAUGCCGUCCCGCUUGUAACUUGGAACCAAAUCAAGUCGGCACGUGCGUCCACGUCGCCGGCGGCCACAUAUCUGUGUGUGUGUUCCCAACUUCAAAGUGCUGUGAUAUGGCAUGGAUCGAUCAAACAUGAUAAAUGAAUUAAAUACAUAUACAUUAUUCCUCGCAAAAGAAAAAAUGAAUUAAGUACAUUACGUGCAAGGCGAGUUUGCAUUUAUCCAACGAACAAGUUACUCUACCGGCCGCCAACAAGUUGAUCUCCAAGAAACUAACUAGUUGAACAUGUUGAAUAUAUUGUGUACGUGUAUAUUGUGUCUUGGGCCCACCUCCUAGUUUAUCUGUAUAGUUGAAGUUGUGGCCCUCCUCUGUACAUCAUAUAUACGUGCCUGGUGCACCGAUCAAUGCAAUUGUGUUGCACAGCCCAAAUUGUUGGAAAUAUGCCCUAGAGGCAAUAAUAAAAUGAUUAUUAUUAUA
Molecule: messenger RNA, 1884 nt
Organism: Aegilops tauschii subsp. strangulata
Lineage: Eukaryota; Viridiplantae; Streptophyta; Magnoliopsida; Poales; Poaceae
Product: glycolate oxidase 5
Cellular component (GO): peroxisome
Molecular function (GO): FMN binding; (S)-2-hydroxy-acid oxidase activity
Source: RefSeq, a predicted model, not a curated record